AUGGCUGCAGAGAUGGUUGUUCCCAUCGAUGUCAAUGCCGUUCUUGGAUUUGACGCCGGUCCCGACAAUUUCUAUAAUGCCCCUGUUCCCCCAUGGAUUCCGGGUGCGGUACCUGGUUGGUAUUAUGGACCAAAUCCUCAGAAGUAUCCCGACCUUUGGACCCUCCAUGAUUUUAUGUGCAGAUUUUUGUGGUAUUAUCCUAAUGCCUUGCACUGCCCUGUCCCCAAACCCAUCCCCUCGGACGGUUAUAUUGAGACGUUUGAUAAUAUUACUGCAGCUGUUCAAGCAGACGAUUUCAUGACAUUUGGACUCGUUGAGACAGUCGAUGACUGCAAGGCUAUGUGCGACUCCGUGCCUGGAUGCACCUUUGUUAAUUCAUUCCACGACGUCAACGGCAAGUUUUGCCACACUUCUGCGGAUGCGGACAACGCAGGAGGGCAAAGCCAACCAGACGGCAGCAUAGAUUUUAUCAUCAACAGUGAUGGUUGGUGCAAAGUCGGAAACGCUACAACUACUACCACCACAACCACGCCAUCUACACUCACGACAGAAACAACGACCGUCCCCACUCAAACCACAACAAGCACUUCAAAGUCAACUUCGACAUCAACUUCGCAUACUAGCACCUCGACUCACACUAGUAGCACUAGCACGCACACCAGUACCAGCACGCAUACCACUACUAAGACGAGCACAGCUCCUACAAAAAGCCCAACGGGAAUCGCUCACUACUACCAAUGUGGAGGAAUUGGCUACACUGGAUCCACCUUCUGUUGUGCUCCCAUCGUGAUGCGUAUUUGCUCUGAAUCACUAGUGCCUAAUAGCAGAAAUGAGAUUUUGACUCCGCUUACUCAAGGAAAGUCGUCCCUGAUGAUGUUCGCCCGAUUUGGAGAAUGA
This is a messenger RNA of Psilocybe cubensis, 897 nucleotides long. RefSeq lists its product as uncharacterized. Lineage: Eukaryota; Fungi; Basidiomycota; Agaricomycetes; Agaricales; Agrocybaceae. Gene Ontology annotation, cellular component: extracellular region. Gene Ontology annotation, molecular function: cellulose binding. The record is from RefSeq and is a predicted model, not a curated record. Bases 1 to 897 code for a protein of 298 amino acids. Gene Ontology annotation, biological process: carbohydrate metabolic process. The transcript is spliced from 7 exons.